UUUAGGGGCUCCUCUGUGUGUAUGAGGGGUUUUGUUUUACGUACCCGGCUCCCUUCGCUUCCCGCCCUCCCCGGGGCCCCCGGCACGUCGCAGCCCGCAAGGUGUCCCUCUCCGCCCCCCCCGGGCUCCCGGCGCCGCGGGAGGACCAACAUUCCCGCCCCGCCGAGCAGUCGCUCACCGGCGGGAGGCGGCGGCACCUGCCCGCCCCGGCCCCGCGGCCCCUCCGGCAGCGGCAGCAGCCCCUUGCCGCGGCCGGGGCCGGGGCCGGGGCCGGCUUUCCUCCCCUCCCCUCCGGCGGCGGCAGCAGCUGGGGGCGCCGGUGGCCAUGGCCGGCUGCCGCCUCUGCGCCGAGGAGAAGGAGUCGCAGCGCAUUAGCGCGGAGAUCGAGCGGCAGCUUCGCCGGGACAAGCGGGACGCCCGCCGGGAGCUGAAGCUGCUGCUGCUGGGCACAGGAGGAAUUGGCAAGAGUAUGUUCAUUAAACAAAUGAGGAUUAUUCAUGGAUCAGGUUAUACAGAAGAAGACAGGAAAGGCUUCACAAAACUGGUUUACCAAAACAUAUUUACUGCCAUGCAAGCGAUGAUCAGAGCCAUGGAUACUCUCAAGAUACAGUACACAUCCAAAGAGAACGAGGAGAGUGCUCAGAUGAUCAAAGAGGUAGAAGUGGAUAAAGUGACAGUGCUGGAAAGAAAGCAAGUUGAAGCAAUCAAUAAGCUCUGGGAGGACCCAGGAAUUCAAGAAUGUUACGACAGAUGGGGAGAGUACCAGCUCUCAGAUUCUGCUAAGUAUUAUCUUCCUGACCUUGAUUGUAUUGCUAUGCCCUCACUUGUGCCAACUCAGCAAGAUAUUCUUAGAGUCCGAGUACCAACUACAGGAAUUAUCGAGUAACCUUUUGAUUUAGAAAAUAUUAUAUUUAGGAUGGUGGUUAUAGGUGGCCAAAGGUCAGAAAGAAGGAGGUGGAUCCAUUGCUUUGAAAGUGUUACUUCCCUUAUUUUCUUAGUUGCAUUAAGUGAAUAUGAUCAAGUCUUGGCAGAAUGUGACAGUGAUAAUUGAAUGGAAGGAAGCAAGGCCUUAUUUAAAACUGUCAUUACAUAUCCCUGGUUUCUGAAUUCCUCAGUCCUUUGGUUUUUAAACAAAAAAGAUCUUCUAGAAGAGAAAAUCAUGUAUUCCCAUCUAGUAAGUUACUUUCCAGAAUACACAGGACCAAAACAAGACGUCGAAGCUGCCAGAGACUUCAUUUUGAAGCUGUGUCAGGAUCAGAUUCCAGACAAGAAGAAAGUAAUCUAUUCCCACUUCACUUGUGCCACCGACACAGAAAAUAUUCGUUUCGUCUUUGCUGCUGUCAAGGACACGAUCCUGCAAUUAAACCUGAGGGAGUUCAAACUGGUUUAAAGAAAAAACAUGGUUGCAGUCACAAAAUGUGGUUUACCCAUAGCACAGCCUAUGUUGUUAAAAAAGGUGGUGUUUUUUUUUUAAAUACCAUUUACAGAAAUGGGAGGAGGAUUUAUAUUUACUGAAGAAGUAUGGAUUAAGGGAAUUGUAAAGAAUGAGUUUUAAAGUUUACUUUUUCAGCUAUACAUUUAAAAUAUUGUGUUCAUAUUUCCCAUAUUAGUUUUGUCUGUGAGUUAUUUUUUGACAUCUGUGGGAAAUAAGUAUAUUUAGAAGAAUGUUAAUAACUCCAUUGCUGUAUUUUAAGAUUUUUCUUUUUCCUUUUUUUUUUUUUUAAACUUAGGAUUUACAAUCAUAGCUUAUAAAAUUUCAAAGUGAUGUCUUAAAAAUUACAAGUUAGCGUUAUUUUAGGGUGCUAGACAUUUUUAUAUUCUUUUUCUGAACAAUGUAGUUGAAAGACUAGGGUAAACCUGUUAGAUUUUUUAGAAGUAUCUCUCAGUAGCCUUGUUAGCCUAAACCCAAAAAUGUUCUAGAAAUCAUUACAAAUGAUUAAUUAGUGGUGACCCUUGCAUAUCACUGCCUCUUUGUUUGAGUGCCUUACAAUAAUAAGACACCUUUCACUGUUAAGGAAUGACAGAUUAAGACCUUGUAGGCAGUCUAUGGCACCUACUCUUUUCUGAAGGGAAAAGCAUUUCCCAAACAGCAAAGCAUUUAGCAAACGGUCUCAGCAUUCACUGCCACAGGAGCUUGAAGAUGGUGCAUAGGUGCCUGUCAUAAACUAGGCCUUAAAUGCCUCUGGGUCACUCACAUAACUUGCCUUCUGCACUUUGCAUUUUCCUGUCAUUGAGCUUCAUGGGUGGUGCUGCAUGGAUUAGAGAGCAGUAAAGCUUCUCCUCUAAAAGGCUUCCAGCCAUUUUCCCAUCUCCUCCACUCCCUGCCCAGCUUCUCCACUAAAGAUGUCAGAAACACUAAUAGCUUGGUCAGUUCUCCACUGGGCCAAAAAUUCUCAGACAUUAGGUCGAUCUUUAAAACUUUUUUUACCCAUGCAAGAUUUGUGGUAGUCACUGGUACUUGAUCAGCUAACCCAGCAGCACUGGUAAGGAGAGUGUUUUAGUAGAACAGUCUGUUAUUAGCAGUAAUUCAGCCCAAAAGAUGUGCUGAGGUUUUCCUGUAUUUAAAUACAUGAAAAUGCAGGUAUUUCCAAGAAGAAAUACUAAAAGCUGUUGCUAUAAUAUCAGCAUGAAAUAGAAAUUUCUCUGCAGCACAGAAAAAAAAUUAGGUUAUAUUGACAUUUCAGCCUGAGUACUGCCAGGGUCUUCAGCCAGGUCAAUAGCUCUCGCACUUCAGUCCUCUGAAAAGCACACCCUGACCUUUCAUUGCCCAUAAAAAAAUGUUUACCAAUUCACAUACUAAACAGCAUGGGUCCCUUUUGUCCAGCAGUACAGAAAAUUUAAGUAUGUCCAGAGCUGCUUUUGGGUGCUAAGAUGAAAACAGCCUGUAACAUUUGAUUCAUUGGUUCUUUAUGUAGUGUUGGAACAAGCAGUAGGAGCCUGUUCUUACAUUUUUUAAUGUUUUUCCAGGAGGCAAGCACACUGACCUAUACAUUGUGCCCAUACUAAUGAAUGGCACUAGCCAACACUGAGGGAACAGUGCAGUACACGCUGGGAUGAGGUACAGGGUGCAGUGCUACUUGCUGAACAAGGAGACACCAAGGGGGAGUGACAGAAAGCAUGGAAUAAACAGCUCGUCUGUGCAUGUGUCAGCUGUGUCACAGAAUCACAGAAUGGUAGGGGUUGGAAGGGACCUCUGGAGAUCAUCUUGUCCAACCCCCCUCCUUGAGCAGGGACAUCUAGAGCAGGGGGCACAGGAACACAACCAGGCUGAGUUUGAAUG
This is a messenger RNA of Phalacrocorax carbo (great cormorant), 3280 nucleotides long. Lineage: Eukaryota; Metazoa; Chordata; Aves; Suliformes; Phalacrocoracidae. The record is from RefSeq and is a predicted model, not a curated record.